AUGCGUUUUUUAUAUAUUAGUUUAUUUUUUUAUUCAUGUGUGACAUAUUUCCUAUUAUUUACAAUAUUAAUAAGUAAAGUUUUCGCAAAUAAUGAAAACAAAAACCAGGAAAAUGUGAAGAAAAUUAUAAGCGAAUUACGAUUUUUGCAAAAAGUAGAAGGUAUAUUAGAAAAAAGUAACAUUGGUGUUUCUGAUAUUAAUCCAGAUGAAAAUUCAUAUAACCCAGAUAAAGAUGCACCUAAACAGGAAAUAGAAAAAUUAAAAUUGAACGAUUAUGAGGUACAACCAAAUCAUAGUUUAAGAAAAAACAAAACAUCUGAGAAAGAAAUAGAUAAUCAAAAAAAAGUAUUGCGUUUAAUUGUAAGUGAAAAUCAUUCUACAACUCCUUCAUUUUUUGAAGAAUCUCUUUUACAAGAAGAUGUUAUAUCAUUUAUAGAGAGUAAAGGUAAACUCUCGAAUUUAUCAACUUUAAAAUCUGUAAUAAUAGAUUUAAAUGAUAAUACAACAGAUAGUGAAUUAGAAUCUUAUAUAACUAUGUUAGAAAAGAAAGGAGCCUUAAUUGAAUCGGAUAAAUUAGUAGGUGCUGAUAGUUUUGAUUUAACCUCUUUUAAAGAAGCAAUAAAAAGAGGAGAAGAAAAUAUAAAUUUAAAAGAUUUCGAAACAUUUUUAGAGAUAGAAGAAAAAGAAGAUUACGAUAAAAAAUUUGAACCACUAUAUGUAAAUGGCGACAAAAAAGAAGAAAGAUCAUAUCAUUUUAACGAUGAAUAUAGAAAUUUGCAGUGGGGAUUAGAUUUAUCUCGUUUAGAUGAAACACAAGAAUUACUAAAACAUAAUCAAUUAACUCGAACAAAAAUAUGUGUAGUAGACAGUGGUGUGGAUUAUGAACAUCCAGAUUUAAGAAAGAACAUAGAUAUAAAUUUAAAAGAGUUAAAUGGCAAAGAUGGAGUAGAUGAUGACAAUAAUGGGAUUAUUGAUGAUAUAUAUGGUGCUAAUUUUCUAAAUAACAGUGGAGAUCCAAUGGAUGAUAAUUAUCAUGGCACUCAUGUUGCGGGUAUUCUGUCAGCAGUUGGUAAUAAUAAGAUAGGUGUAGUAGGAAUUGAUAUGAACUCUAAAAUAAUUAUAUGUAAAGCUUUAGAUAAAAACAAAUUGGGAAGAUUAGGUGAUAUGCUUAAAUGUAUUGAUUAUUGUAUAAGAAGAAAUGCAGAUAUUAUAAAUGGAAGUUUUUCCUUUGAUGAGAAUAGUAAUAUAUUUAAUUCUUCUGUUCAGUCUCUCAAAGAAAAAGGAAUUUUAUUUUUUGUAUCUGCUAGUAAUUGUAGUCAUGCUAGAAAUACUGAACCAGAUAUAACUAAAUGUGAUUUAUCUGUGAAUAAAAAAUACCCACCAGUAUUGUCAGUUGUUCACGAUAAUGUAAUCGCUGUAGCGAACUUAAAAAAAAAUUUAUAUAAUAGAUAUUCUAUAUCUUUAAAUUCCUUUUAUAGUGAUAUUUAUUGUCAAGUAGCAGCACCUGGAACUAAUAUUUAUUCUACUACACCUUCUAAUACUUAUAGAAAACUUAAUGGAACAUCAAUGGCUGCCCCUCAUGUGGCUGCUAUUGCUUCACUAAUAUAUUCAAUUAAUCCUAAUUUAUCUUAUAAAAAAGUUAUACAAAUAUUGAAAAAUUCUAUAAUUAAGCUUUCGUCAUUAGAAGACAAAGUAGGCUGGGGAGGAUAUAUUGACAUUUAUAACGCAGUUAAAUUAGCUCUAAAAAGUAAAAUACCCUAUGUAAAUUCUCAAAUAUCUUUUAAAUGGAAAAAAAAAAAAAGAAAACAAAAAGAUUAA
This is a messenger RNA of Plasmodium gallinaceum, 1818 nucleotides long. RefSeq names its product subtilisin-like protease 1, putative (gene SUB1). The record is from RefSeq and is a predicted model, not a curated record. NCBI's taxonomy places the organism in Eukaryota, Apicomplexa, Aconoidasida, Haemosporida, Plasmodiidae. Gene Ontology annotation, biological process: proteolysis. The transcript has a single exon. Gene Ontology annotation, molecular function: serine-type endopeptidase activity. The coding region runs from base 1 to 1818 and encodes 605 amino acids.